AGUAAAGUUUUAUUUUUGUUUAAUUUAAUAUAAAUAUAUAUAAUUUGGAUUUUAGUUUUAUAAGAUUAAUAUAUUAUUUUAGUUUAGUUUUAAUUGGUAAUUCAACUUUAUUAAUGAAUUAUAUUCAAGUAAUGUAUAAUAGUAUUAAUGUGUAAAUAUAUUACGUGUGAUAACAUUUAUUGUGUGACGAGCACCUGAGCACUCUAUAGUAUUCCUUCCUGGUUUGGUGGCAGCGGUGGGAUAUAGAUUGGUAAUGGGAGUUAGAUUUCCUUCUAUCAUUCCAUAAUUUCAUUUUGAUUCCAUUAUUUGUUAAAACAAGAUUAUCAUCUUUAAUAUGUCAAGCAAACAAUAAAGUUCUAAAGGAUUAUAGAUCUAUCUGAUCUAUUGGUAUAUUUAAAUAUUCAGUAUACCUUGUAUGAUAUAGGAACAAAUUAAGUUACCUUGACAUAAAAUGGAAAUGGAAAAUUUUAUAACUAGUUUUAUUUAAACAUUUAUUUUCCUGGAAUAAAAUGACUGAAUUCAUAGAAACAUUUUAUAGAUUAUAGACUUUUUUAUCGUUACACUUUAAAGGUAAAUGUGAUGGUCAAUGAGAUAAUAAAAUUAUUCAUUCUGACAGUUCAAGUUUUUGGAAUAACAUCAUUCACCAGUUCCUCUUUAAAGUAUUCCCAACCAAUAAUUACUGCAUCUCAGUCUUUGAAAUUACAAAGUGGAUUGAACACACCAGUUUAUCAGCGCUACAUGAAGAAAACAUGUAUAUGUUGCUAUAAAAUAAAACAACUAGGAACUGGUUUAUUUUGAUGCCCAAUCUUACUGAAAGCAGUAUUAUACUAUAGUAAUAAGUGUGUUAGAUAUUAAAUAGUCCAAUAACAUUCUAAGCCAUUGUCUGGAUUUCUAUGAAAAUUAAAAAAAAACUACUGUUCUUAAUGGAAUAGUGCCCCUACUUUUAUAUAUUGUAUUCAAGUAUUUUUUGGAAUCCAUAGCACAAACAUUGACUUUACUAUACCUAUAGAUGAGGGAAGAGAUGUGAAUUUAUGAGCUCUGCUCUCACUUUUUUCUAGUUUUUACUGGCUUAAUUGAAAUUUGAAUUAAAUAAACUGAACAAUGAAUUUAUUUAGACAGAAUCAGUUCUUUUUACUUUAAAAGUACAUUAUAUACAAGUGUUAUUGUACAGUAUUAUCAGCUAUCAGAAACUGCAUAUAAUGAUGCAACCCUUUAUGUGAAUUUUUCAUUGGCUGCUAUGGUGAUGAGGUCUAAUGACUGGAGAGGCUUAAGUCUUUAGUGAGGAUGAACGCCAGUCAAACAGAUAUAGACAAAAGCCUCGCAAUGCCACAUCACCAUAUCGCUAUACAUCUCCUCUGCCUAAAAUAAAAAGUGAUCGAGGUGGUUCACAAAAAACUGUUGAAAGUGUUUCCCAUUUUGAUCAGAAUGGGGAUAUGGAUGGUGAAAAAAUAGUAACUGUAUCUAAUUCUUGGGGUGGAGAUACAAGGAGAUCCCCUCGCCGUAGCCCCCCAACUGUUAGAAGAUCACCCCCACCACGUUCCCCUCCCCCUCAAAAUGAUUAUUCUCAUAAACAAAAUGAAUACCCAUCUCAGCAAAAUGAUUACCCACCCCCUCAAAAUGACUACCCAGAUACUUCACGUUUAAAUGCAAGCCCUACACAUUCAGGGGUUACAGACAAACCAGUGGCCAGUACACAUCAACCAGUAGCCAGCAAAUAUGAUCCACGUUCAGCAACUUAUACCAACCAAACCAAUGAUUCUGGGAUAGCAGGUCUAACUCCAGAAGAAUACAGAGACAGAGAAAACUAUGAUGAUGCUGAAAGGAUGUAUCUAUAUAGGAGGAAGAAUGAGUACAACGAAAGUCGCCAGAAGGAAUUAGAAAAUCGGUUAAAUGGUGAUCGAAUGAAUGGUGAUCUGGAUGACAGCGAUCGUCAACGCAGACUAAAGGAAGAUCAAGAGAGAGAAGAAUGGGAAAGGAAAAAUAGAGAUGAAGAUGAGCGUAGACGUAGGGAAGAGGAAGAAAGAAGGAGGAGGGAAGAAGAGGAACGUCAAAGAGAGGAAGAUGAGAGAAGACGCAGAGAAGAAGAAAGGGAGAAGAUGGCUAGGGAAAAAUUAUCAGGUUCAGACGAAAGACAAUUACAGGGAAGAGGGAGAAAGGGUGCUAGAAGCACACAUUUGACUCCAAUGGAUCCCGAUUGGACAAAACGUGGGGUACAUGGAGAUUAUGACCAGGUUAAUGUUAAUCAGAAUGAUCAGAAAUUAGAUGGUCCAGAAGGACAAAGGGAUGAUCAGGCAGGGACAUAUCAACAAACUGAUAAAGACACAAGGGCAUAUGAACAAAGAGAUGAUCAAACAAGGGCAUAUGGACAAACAGAUAAAGACACAAGGGCAUAUCGACAAAGUGAUGAUCAAACAAGGUCAUAUGAAAGAACUGAUGAUAAGACAAGGGAAUAUGGACAAACUAAUGAUCAUAAGACAAGACAAGCUAAUGAUCAGACAAGGGAUUAUAGACGAAGUAAUGAUCAGACAAGGGAUUAUGGACAAAGUAAUGAUCAGACAAGGGAUUAUGGACAAAGUAAUGAUCAGACAAGGGAUUAUGGACAAAGUAAUGAUCAGACAAGGGAUUAUGGACAAAAUGAUGACCAGACAAGGGCAUACAGUAACAGGGAUAAGACCUUAAAUAGAUAUGACCAAAGACAGUCAAAGGGCAGUGUAGCCAUUCCAUCAGAUAAAUUUGUACAAGUUGCACUAAGACCUGACCCAACCCUGAAUGAGCCAGUUUCUGACAGUGAGUUAUACAGCAAGGAAGACAUUUCAAAUUCUCCAAGGAAUACCAAUCCACCUGUCAUUAAUUUCCCUCAAAAUAAUGAUCCUUCUUACAGAGAGGGGAGCCAAAAGAAAAUAUAUGAAGGUAGGGAAAAUCCAACAUCACAUAGACAGAAUGAAGGAGUAUACAGCGAACAGAGAUAUGAACCGAUGCAAAAUAAUGAAAGAAACAAUGAUGAUAUUGAAGAAACACAUAGUUACACAACAGGAAAAGUAUCUAAAACAUUUGUUAAAGAUGGUGUGGAGUAUAGACAGUCUGAAGAUACAAAUAGGCAGUAUCAGCCCUCAGGCACUAGUAGAAGUGUUCAGCAGACUAGAUCUAGUACUAGAUCAUAUCCUAGACAAGAGACAGAGGACAGUGUAAUGCCUUCUACACCCAGUUCCGAUUCUGAUCAGAAACAGUAUCUCUUAAGGAAACAACAACAAACUCAGGACAAGACUUAUUCAAGAGUUGCUGAUACUAAAAACGUAAAAGGAAAAAAUAUACACAGGAGUAGCUUCCCUUUGCAAAAUCAAGGAGGAAAACCAGUGAUACAUCACCGAAAGUCAAAUCAGCGGAAGCAGUCUGAUCUGAACAGAUUCCCGUCCCCUCCUCCAAUGAAUGUAGCCUCAACUGAUCAGGAUAUGGAUUCCAGAUCACAAAAUUUAACUAAGGAACAGAAGCAAGCGGAAAAGCCAGAGCAAGCAGAGGAACCCACACCUGUAACAGAAAAAGAAAAAACUGUGAUUAAGAAAAAACCUAGCUUUAAGAAAAAACAAAGUUUUAGGAAGAAAAAUCCAGAGGAGGAAAAAAGAUUAUUACAAGAGUUGGAAGCUGCCAGGGAAGCCAGAAGAGCUGUAGAAAGACAGCGAGAGGAAUUAGUGAAAAAAGCUAAAUUAAUGCAGAAUAAAACACAAAAUAGACGCAACCAUGAUAAAAGUAUUCAAACAGAUUUAAUUGCUAGAGAUUUAUGGAAAAAGCGUUAUUUUGAAGAAAAGAAGAGAACACCCCCAUUAGAAGAACAGUGUAAUAAAUUACGACAUGAAUUGGACGUUAUUCAUAGAAAAUUAAUGAAUGCUCUAGAAGGAAGUUCGAAGGACAAAAAUACAAGAAUGGAAAAUUUAAAACCUUCAAAACAGAAUAAUUAUAAAAUUCAAGCUACUCGACUAACACAUGAGAUAGAUGACUUACGUCGCAGAUUAGAAAAUGCUAAAAUGAAAUUAACAGCAGAAAUGAAGCUACGCAACCAGGCUGAGACAGAAUUAAGAGCCUUAAGAGCAGAGUUAACCCAGAAGAAGAUCCAUUUGACUUUAUCAAGGAAUCAACAAAUGGCAAUGACCCCUGGUGGUGACAGUAGAUAUUAUAGAACACCUGCAUUGUCAAAUAAAGCGUGAUGUUAACAUGUUGUAAAUGUUAUAAAAUAUCUGUGAUAUCAUUGUGGGACGUAGAAUUCUUAACAGUGUGAAUGUUUAUUUCAAAUGGUUAAUUUUAUGUUAUAUAUGACAACCAAUAUUCAGAAAAUGAAAAUGAAAGAUUUAGAUAUCAAUAGGGUUCUGUAAAAAUAAAAUAAAUAUAAUAUAAAUUUGAUAUUGAAAAGUUGCAUAGUUAGGUUCAAAAUUAUAUAUUACAAUUUUUGUCCCCUAUAUAUUCGACAUUAAAAUCAUUUUUCAAAAUUGUGUAGAAAUAUUUUAUUUUGAUUUCAAGAAAUUUUUUACUGUUUGAAGCACAUUUAUGUCAAGCUUAUCAUUUUAAAUUUGGUGUAUUCUUCACUAAUAAAUUUUUUUUUCAAUUUUUAAAAUCUUCAAUGAAAAAAUAUGACAUCAAAAUUUAAGAAAUAAUAUUUAAGGUGAGAUAUAAAUUCUUUAAAACUGGAAAUCUUUGAAGAGCUAAAGAAGAUACAUGUAUAAGGGAAUUUGGAAAUGUUUCUGCUUUAUUUUUUGAAAAUUUCAUAAAAAUUAGUUCAGAAAUAGGUUAUAAUAUGUUUGAUGAGAAAAUUUCAUAGAAAAUUUUAAGACUUUUGUAAAAAAAAUAUUGACAAGAAAAGGCUUUAUUGCAUUAGUAAAUGGAUAAAUAUAUAUCAUAAAUAAAACAUUCCUUCAAUUAAUUAUCAUGAAACACUGAAUGCAAAUAGGUAUUUUCUUUACAAUUUAGUAUUAGAUUUUAUAAAAAAGUCAAUUAUUUAUUACUGUGUCCAUUAUGCUCAUUACAAUUAGCGGCCAAAUCUGUCUAUAGUGUUUAAUGUUAGUGUUCUGUCUAUAUUUUUUCCCCAUAUUUUGCAAUGCUCAGGAUAUAUAUGUUUUAGUGCUUGAAUGUUCGUUCUUUUCUUCUUUUUUAACUGUUUGAAAAUUACAAACAUAUAACUUCUUUCAAAAAGCAAUUGCAUAUUAUUGCAAAUUUAUUUAUUAUAUUUUGAUAAUUCAAAUAAAGCAAUUCAAAUAAAAUUUAAAUUAAUUGUUGUAAAAGGCAAAUAAUUGUAUAGAAUGUUUUGGCCAUAGGCUCUGAUUCUUUAACUUCUUCAGAUAUUAUCAUCAAUUAUCAUAAAAUUAAACAUUCACAUUUUUUUAAUUAUUGUUUAAAAAACCUAAAAAAAUACAAACAUUUCAUUUAUACUAGAAUGUGAUUGUUUUGCAAGAAUGGAGUUCCCUGAUUCAUAAUUACAAAUCCUACCAUGUCAUCUUUAAUUUAAUCAGGAAUUACUUUUUUUGUUAUAAUUUCAAGAUUCAUAAGGCUUUUGAUAAAAAAAAAUUAUUAAAUCUAACCCAGAAGUCUGCUUAGUAUAACAAAAUAGAUAAAGCAAACUCAUUCAUUAUUAGAGGACUUCCAAGUUAGUACCUUACUCAAAUAUAUAGUCUUGAUAGUUAUGUAUUUUAAAGUUUUAUUUCUACAAUUUGUGCUGGUGUUAAUGUUUUGUUUUGUCACUUAAUCCGUCCAUACUAUUUUGUUUACCAUUUUUAAGAAGUUUAUAUAUUUUUCCAAAUGCCAUUUUAUAUAUUUAAUCAGUUAUAACUGGUGUAAAUUAUUGUACAGGAGAUAGUUUGAUAAAACUUCUUUCUAUAGUA
Molecule: messenger RNA, 5864 nt
Organism: Mytilus californianus (California mussel)
Lineage: Eukaryota; Metazoa; Mollusca; Bivalvia; Mytilida; Mytilidae
Product: trichohyalin-like
Exons: 12
Coding region: 1434-4199 (921 amino acids)
Source: RefSeq, a predicted model, not a curated record